Molecule: messenger RNA, 2564 nt
Organism: Bufo bufo (common toad)
Lineage: Eukaryota; Metazoa; Chordata; Amphibia; Anura; Bufonidae
Product: claudin-8-like
Exons: 1
Coding region: 116-793 (225 amino acids)
Biological process (GO): bicellular tight junction assembly; cell adhesion
Cellular component (GO): plasma membrane; bicellular tight junction
Molecular function (GO): structural molecule activity
Source: RefSeq, a predicted model, not a curated record
UUCAAGUUGGUAGCAGGUGGCUGAGACGUGCUCUGCAGGGUUUCUCACUGGAGAUCUUAUUGUGUUCUUCGUCUGCACCUGAGACCUGUCAUCCAGCAUCUUCUACAAAAACAGCAUGGAUAAAGGGGUUCUGCAACUAGCCGGGCUGGUACUAGGAGGCAUUGGCCUUAUAGGCACUUGUGCAGUAACGGGCAUGCCACAAUGGAGGGUGACGGCUUUUAUUGAGAACAAUAUCAUAGUGUUUGAAACCCUCUGGGAAGGCCUAUGGAUGAACUGCAUCCGACACGCCAACAUACGAAUGCAGUGCAAAAUGUAUGACUCUCUGCUGGCGCUUACACCGGAUUUGCAAGCUGGUAGAGCAUUGAUGUGCAUCGCUGUGAUUUUAUCAUUUAUUGCCUUCUUGGUUGCCAUAAUUGGCAUGAGAUGCACCAACUGUGCAGAAGACAAUGAGAAGUCCAAAAAGCUCAUACUCCUAGUAUCAGGAAUUUCUUUCAUCUUGUCCGGUGUCCUUGUCUUGAUUCCAGUUUCCUGGACAGCGAAUCAUAUCAUCAGAGAUUUCUACAACCCCUUGGUCAAUGCGGCUCAGAAGAGGGAGCUUGGAGAAGCUCUCUACAUUGGUUGGGCAACAGCGCUGUGUCUAGUGGCUGGUGGAGGCAUUUUAUGUUGCGUAUGUUCCCCCACUGAGCAGAAGUACAAAUAUUCUCUACCCCCAAAAUCAGCCGCGUCCAAUGUCCCCCGAGUGGGGGUGGCAAAGAAGACUUCAAGUUUGUACUCAAAAAGCCAAUACGUUUAGACCGUGGAUUUGGUAUGGCCAAAAGGUUAUGAAGGACAGUGCUUUUUGGAAUGUCUAUAAACACAAUCUGCUUGCACUUUUCUUGGACUAUAGACUUGGAAAAGAAGAGUCCAACCUUUGAGCCCCUGGAACUUCAAGAAUAGCAUCUUGCAUGUGCCGGUUUUGGUUGGCGGUGUGAAAGUGACGAUUUACUAUAUUUCCUCCGUAGGACAGCUAGUAGAUAAACCUGGGAGGUGACGCUCUACAAAGAUCAUGCCUUGAAGGAGAAAUCUUGUACGGUAACUUGUAAGGAGAAGUUUUUCACGUUGUAAGCAGACGCUAAGGAGAAGGAAUUACUGAAACAUAUGAUGUUUUUGGAUUUUUAUUCCAUUUUUUUUUUUUUUUAAAUUGAUUUGAGGCUCGUUCAUGAAUUAUUGUACAUAUGGUUUGGGGUGAGUGUGAAACUCUUAAUGAGUCAGAAAAUAAUUGAUAAGAAAUGUUCUGAUUUCUUGUACAUUUUUUAAAUGGUUAAUGCUGCAUUUGCUUUAUGUUAUGUGUCUAUAAUCACGAUAAAUAAUAGGAGCCUGUACGGAGGCACAUGGCACAUGAUUGUACCUGCCGCACCAUGCUACACUUAUAUGCAUUCCAUGUGCCUUUAUACAUCUGCAUUGCCUCUAGGAGAGAAGAGCUCUGUAAUAUGCCGCCUGAUGGAACACGGCAUGUAUGAAAAACAAGGCAUUCAAAAGAAUACUAGGGCCCCACUGACUCGUAUGGAUGCUGUAUUACGGCUUCGAACAACUUGGAGGUUGUGCGAUUAAUCGAGUACUCUAAUAAGAAAAACAUUCUUAAAAUAAUGUGUUGCUUUAUAAAAACAAUAUUUUUAUUUCUUACAGUGGUAUAGCAAAUAAUUGCACACACAUAAGGCUUCUUUCACAGCUGCAAUAUACAUUCCGUCAGAAGAACAGCCAGCCAAAAUGUACCAAAUCGGGUAUAGCUGGAUACUGACGGCUGCUGCAGUUAUUGACUCUAAUGGGGUCCGGCCUUGUCACAGCAUUCAUGCUGGGUUUUGGCCGGACAAAAAAAAAAAACGCUUUGGACGAUACCCAGCAUGUAUGCCAGAACAUGGCCAGAUGGUCUUGGACCACAUUAUAGUCAAUGAGUGCAUAUAGCUGGUUGUACCUGGCUAUACCCAAUACAGUAUACUCCGGCCAGCUGAUCUUCUGCCAGAAUGUGUAUCUAAGGCUAUGUUGUGAACUCUGUCAGUCUGUUCCGGUGGAGGAACAGACUGCCGGAGUUCAAUGGCUGCAUCUGUCAUAGCUGGAUGCCCAUUGACUGUAAUGGGGAUUCGGACAAAAAAUGCUGCACAGUGACAUAGCAUUUUGUGGCUUUGUGCCACAGUAAAAGUUGAGUAAUUUGAGUCAUACUUUAGGGGGGUAAAAUAAGAAUUUCAGAAACAAAAUAUUUUUCAUCAGAACACAGAUCAUCAGAUAAAACUACACCCCCCAAAUCAGACUAUCACAUCUCAGCCACAGAUAAGACCCCCCCAAGUCAGUCAGCCUUGCCCUCAAAUCAGUCCUCCCAAGCCACAAGCCCACAAUUAGACCCCCAUGCCAAUGCCACCAUGAUCAGACCCCCAGGCUGCCACCAUCAUCCCCUUCCUUGCUGCAAUCAGAGCCAGACCCCCAUGCCAUUCAUUGCUAUGUCCCCCUGUCCCCUAGUGCCUCCAUGCCAUCCAUUGCCACCCCAAUUGCCAUGUCCCCCACUCCCCCAGUGCCAUCCAUUGCCAUGUCCC